Molecule: messenger RNA, 1642 nt
Organism: Nymphaea colorata (pocket water lily)
Lineage: Eukaryota; Viridiplantae; Streptophyta; Magnoliopsida; Nymphaeales; Nymphaeaceae
Product: transcription factor MYB62-like
Exons: 3
Coding region: 311-1189 (292 amino acids)
Biological process (GO): regulation of DNA-templated transcription
Cellular component (GO): nucleus
Molecular function (GO): sequence-specific DNA binding; DNA-binding transcription factor activity
Source: RefSeq, a predicted model, not a curated record
CAAGAGGAGAAAGAGAAACUAGAAGCAAAGACCUUUCAGUUUUCAUAGCAAGAUCUUUCUAGUUCUUCUUUGCCCUUCCAGCUUAAAUUUCAACUCUUUCAAUGAAGUGCUUUUCUCUCUCUCUCUCUCUCUCUCUCUCUCUCUCUCUCUCUCUUUCUUUAAAUUCACCUUAUUCUUCAUAGGCUUCUAGUCUAUGCAUGGUCCAAGGUCUUAAAUACUGCAAGUACUCUUGGGCACCGAUCUCUCAUCAUUUCAAGGUAAUGCUCCUCUUUUGAGUUUCUGGGAUUUGGGGGUUGAAACUUGUGAGGAAAUGGAUGGCGCCACCAUGAUCAAGAAUGGCAGUAAGAUCGACGAAGAGAGUGAGCUGAGGAGAGGUCCUUGGACUCUUGAGGAGGAUACAAUUCUCAUUCAUUACAUUGCUCACCAUGGAGAAGGGCGGUGGAACAUGUUGGCAAGGUGCUCAGGAUUGAAGAGGACAGGUAAAAGUUGCAGACUGAGAUGGCUCAACUACCUAAAGCCGGAUGUUAAACGGGGAAAUCUCACCCCAGAGGAGCAACUCUUGAUUUUGGAACUCCACUCUAAAUGGGGAAAUAGGUGGUCAAGAAUAGCACAACAUCUGCCAGGGAGAACAGACAAUGAAAUAAAAAACUACUGGAGGACAAGGGUCCAGAAACAAGCUAGGCAACUGCACUGUGAUGCAAACAGCCAGAGAUUCAGGGAGACGGUCCGCUGCUUUUGGAUGCCAAGACUGCUUCAACAGAAGAUGGCCACAUCUUCCUUCAAUGCCACUGACAACUCAAAUUUUCCAGAACCAGCCAUUGAAGCAGCGCAACAAUCACCUUCCCCUCCCACUAUUGCUGCACCACAGGAGAUCACCAGGAAAUCUACCACAGUCAACUUUCCGAUGUUCCAUGAAAUCAAAUUCUCCAACCCAGAAGGCUUCUUUUCAGAAUCCCAAGUACUCCCCGCAAUUCCAGAACUCCCAACAAGUCCCCACAUCCCAUUGUCAAGAGGGUGUAAUUACUUUGUUGAUACUUAUGACCCCAUCAGCACCAUGUCUGUCCCAAGUUGGAAUUAUACACACACUGAUGGCUCAUUGACUGAGACCAACUGGACUAAUGAUAUGUCAGAUGGACUAUGGAAUAUGGAUGAGUUUAGAUAUGUAGCGCAGUACCAGAGUAGCACCUGAGGAGCUACUGGUAGGGAAGUUAUCAGAAAAGUAAAGAUGCAGCCAAUGAAUCAAGUCACUGUUACAAGGAAUGAUUUGGGUAGAGUUUGGUAAGCGGUGCCAAUGUUAUUUUGGCCAUGGAUCUCUUUUGAUAUCCAUAUGGGGAGAUUGGCUUCUUGACGUUUGUGGUGAAGACACAUUUUCUCUAUCUAGAAAAAGUAGGGCCUAAAUGUGGUGGAACAAUGGAAGGUUAUGUGGAAAAAUCAAUGGGCUUCUUUUGUAUGGCUCAAAUUCUAUCCAUCCAUAAAGACCAAGCGUGUUGUCAUAUCAAGUGAUGUUAUUCUUGGGGAUAGGUGGGAUUGUGCCACUCCUUUUCUACAUGUAUUAGAUGGCUACUUAAUUUCACUUGUAGCCAUCACCAAGCUGAAAAUUGAAAUGCUACUUGAACCAAUUAUGGGAAACAAGAGAAGGUGA